Colletes gigas is the source of this 559-nucleotide messenger RNA. Its product is annotated as prothoracicotropic hormone-like. NCBI's taxonomy places the organism in Eukaryota, Metazoa, Arthropoda, Insecta, Hymenoptera, Colletidae. The transcript has 4 exons. The record is from RefSeq and is a predicted model, not a curated record. The coding region runs from base 1 to 486 and encodes 161 amino acids.
AUGAUGGUGACUUUGAUCUUUUGCAUAAUACUUUCCCAGCUACGACUCGUGGAAAUGACGUUUACUCGUUGGCCACGGUAUCAGGAACAACCUUUGGACAACGAAUUGUCUAUCAGGAGAAGUAGCAAACCUUGGAACCGCAGCCAACUGCUCGGUGAACCGUUGAACCAUCUACAACAACUACUAAACAGACCGAUUUGUUCCUGCGAAACGCAGUACGGGGGAAUAAUAGACCUCGGCGACAACCAUUACCCGAGAUUUCUAAGCGAGUCUUAUUGUAAACCGCAAACUGUGCAAAGGAAGUUUCCUCGUUGCAAACUACUCAACUAUACGGUUCACGUGCUACAGGCACGCGAAGGAAGCGAGCCCCGGUACUUGUACGACAGCGUGUUACGGGAAACGAAACUUCCGGAACGUUUUCGCUACGAUUGGCAACUAAAACCGAUACAAGUGGGGGUCGCCUGUAUACCCGACACAGGAAGCUAAUAAAAUUGGUUGUUUCGCCCAUCGUCAAAUGGAUUACUUUGCGUCUAGGUUCACCAAAGCGGCACGACUCUUC